Candida tropicalis MYA-3404 is the source of this 1074-nucleotide messenger RNA. RefSeq lists its product as uncharacterized. NCBI's taxonomy places the organism in Eukaryota, Fungi, Ascomycota, Pichiomycetes, Serinales, Debaryomycetaceae. Gene Ontology annotation, biological process: chromatin remodeling. Gene Ontology annotation, cellular component: Ino80 complex. The record is from RefSeq and is a predicted model, not a curated record. The transcript has a single exon. The coding region runs from base 1 to 1074 and encodes 357 amino acids.
AUGGCUGGUCCACCGAAAGUAAUAAUGGAUAGUGAUGAAGAAGAUGAAUAUUUAGAGCAACAAGAAUACUCGGAGGUUGAGUCCUCGGUUCCACCUGCUACUGAGAAUGACGAAUUUGAAGAAGAAGAAGAAGAAGAAGAAGACGAGGAGGAGGAAGAUGACUCUCCCGACGAAGAAGAAAUUCCAAGUGUAAGCGAAGAAGAAGCUGAUGAAAAUGAUGAUGAUAAUUAUAAUUUUGGUGAUGGAAGUGAUAUGGAUGAUGAUUUGGGAUUAAAAGAUGAUGGCGAUGAAAGUGAAAAAUCAAAAACACCUACUGUUGCCCCUAGAAAGUCCAUAAAGAUUACCAUCAAGCCACCAAAGAAACCUGAUUCUCCAACUCCAAAUAUAUCUGAAACCAAAUCGAAAUCAUCCGUAGCUUCUUCACAAAGAAGUACUCGAAAAAGACAAGUCAGUUACUACGCUGAAGAUGAUGAUGAAGACGAUUUUGAAGAUGACUACGAAAGUGCUCCACCACGACAACAAACACAAGCAAAGAAACAGAAGAAAUCCACAAGCACAAGGAAGGCUCCUAACCGUCCAAGUGUACCUCAACCUAGGUAUUUGGAUCCUGAAUUGGUACUUACUGAUGAAGAGAAUGAAUAUAAUCCCAAUGCAAAUACUGACUUUUCAAAGAUGACAGAAAGACAACGUUCAAGAUUUUCUCACGAAGAUGAAGAAGAUAAUGGGCAUUUUAUAGAGUUAGAUGACACAGGCAAGAAGGCAAAACUGAAAUCAAGUACAAGUCAAGAUACUGGGGAGGAGGCAGCUUUGAGAAAAGCAGAAAAUGCCAGAAAAAGACAAGAUUAUAAAAACAAAAUGUUAGAAGAGGAGAAACGUGAUACCUUGAAUAAGUUGUUGAAAAGAAGAGCUACAAAAUCGAGAGAAGUCAUCAAUGAUGAUGAUAAAGAUGGUGCAGAUUCACUUAGUAGUGUGCUCCAUAAAAAACGAAGACCAACUUUGGAACAUGCUGCAUUUGUAAGAUAUGUAAACAAUACAACCACCUUGAAUGGUAAUUCGGUAUUAGCAUUUAAGUAG